CUCUCUUCUUCUUCUUCUUCUUCUCCAAAGCUUCAAGCUUUGGAACAAGUCUCCUCUGAGUCCGCGUGAAAUCAAAUCCCAGCUGGUACGAUCGUUCUCCAUGAACAUCUUCUCCAAGAAGCCCAACGCCAAAGAGGCGCUUCGGGAGAGCAAAAGAGAAAUGGCGAAUGCUACUAGAGGGAUAGAGAGGGAAAUUGGAGCAUUGCAAUUCGAGGAGAAGAAGCUCGUUGCUGAGAUAAAGAGAACUGCUAAAACAGGAAAUGACGGAGCAACUAAGAUACUGGCCAGGCAGCUAAUCAGGCUCAGGCAACAGAUAGCUAACUUACAAGGAAGUAGGGCUCAAAUGAGAGGAAUAGCAACUCAUACGCAGGCAAUGCACGCCCAGUCAUCAGUUGCAGUUGGCAUGAAAGGUGCUAGUAAGGCGAUGGAAGCUAUGAAUAAGCAAAUGGCUCCUGCAAAGCAAGCAAAGGUUAUACGCGAAUUUCAGAAGCAGUCUGCACAGAUGGAUAUGACUACUGAAAUGAUGUCCGACACUAUAGAUGACGCCUUAGAUAGUGAUGAGGCAGAAGAGGAAACUGAGGAGCUGACAAACCAGGUGCUGGAUGAAAUUGGUGUUGAUGUUGCCUCACAGUUGUCAGCAGCUCCAAAAGGAAGAAUUGCGGCAAAGAACUCUGAGGGUGUUGGCAGUUCCAGCGUUGACGAGUUGGAGAAAAGAUUGGCAGCUCUCAGGAAUCCUUGAGUUGAAGAUUCGUGGGCGGAAGAUUCUUUUUAUUGUAUUGUUCUUCCCAGAGUUUGAUAUCAAACUUUUGCAAUAUUGUAAAUAUUUUGUUACCAAUGUUCAACAUAGCGCCUCAACAUACAGAGAAGCUAAGCUUUUGUAUACACUCCUCUACUUAAAAGGUGAGAUACAGGAGCUAAUUC
Fragaria vesca subsp. vesca is the source of this 921-nucleotide messenger RNA. RefSeq names its product vacuolar protein sorting-associated protein 2 homolog 3-like. The record is from RefSeq and is a predicted model, not a curated record. The coding region runs from base 101 to 739 and encodes 212 amino acids. NCBI's taxonomy places the organism in Eukaryota, Viridiplantae, Streptophyta, Magnoliopsida, Rosales, Rosaceae. Gene Ontology annotation, biological process: late endosome to vacuole transport; protein transport; endosome transport via multivesicular body sorting pathway. The transcript has 11 exons. Gene Ontology annotation, cellular component: multivesicular body; ESCRT III complex.